This is a messenger RNA of Brassicogethes aeneus, 984 nucleotides long. The record is from the annotation of a GenBank genome assembly. Lineage: Eukaryota; Metazoa; Arthropoda; Insecta; Coleoptera; Nitidulidae.
AUGGUGAUCAGAUACGGGUCAAAGAAAUCAGGAGGAACAAAGCAUAUUCCUCACGGGUAUGAUUGGUGGUUGGCCCUUAAAGGCAAUUCAAAAUAUUACAACUAUACUCUAUCCAUUAAUGGAACAGCCAGGUUUUUUGAGAAUCAAUAUCUAACUGAUGUUAUGUCUGACUACGCCAUAGAUUUUUUGAAUCAGGGUUUCAUUAAGACAUCUCCGUUUUUUAUGACUCUGGCCACCCCUGCCUGUCACGCCCCUUUCACGCCAGCUGAUAGACAUAAAGUUUGUUACUUGAAUGAAACUGUGGUUAGGACUCCAUCUUUUAAUGCUACACCUUAUAAUAAACAUUGGUUACUUCAAAUGAAACCAACAUCUCUGCCAGAGAAUGUUGAAAUUUUGGAUGAGAUACAAAAAAAUCGGUUGCAAACUUUAUUAGCUGUCGAUGAUAUGGUGGACAGGGUUGUGGAGAAAUUAAAAGAUUUAAACGUUUUGGAUAAUACUUAUAUUAUUUUUACAUCUGAUAAUGGAUAUCAUAUUGGUCAAUUUUCCCAGCCAUGGGAUAAACGCCAACCCUACCAAACGGACAUAAAAGUACCAUUCUUAAUAUCCGGUCCAAAAAUUAAAAAAAAAUCUUUAUCUAGCUUCCCGAUUUCUUCAGUGGACAUACUACCAACCAUAUUGGAUUUGGCCAACGUAAAAACACCAGAGAAACUGAAAAUCGAUGGAAAAUCAUUUAAAGAAGUUUUGUUUGAAAAAAUUGAAAAAAUGUUUCAAAGAAGGGUUUAUAUUGAGUACCAUGGGAUGGGAAGUGGUAGCACUGUGGAAAAUCAGUGCGCCGUAAAAGAGAAAUGGGCAGAUCCUGAACAUUUAUUGGAUGGACGGUCACAGUAUUACGUGGCAAGUGUUUUAAACGUCCCAAGAAGUAAAGUGCAAAGGGCAACAUCAGUCGGAGACAUUUUUAAAAGAAAGAAGACACCUCAAAAUUAA